Molecule: messenger RNA, 1252 nt
Organism: Drosophila santomea
Lineage: Eukaryota; Metazoa; Arthropoda; Insecta; Diptera; Drosophilidae
Product: proclotting enzyme-like
Exons: 5
Coding region: 520-1224 (234 amino acids)
Biological process (GO): proteolysis
Molecular function (GO): serine-type endopeptidase activity
Source: RefSeq, a predicted model, not a curated record
CCCGCCUCCUGUAAUUGUUUGCCAUUUGUCAUUGUGUGCGUGUGUGAAUGGGGUGGGGUGGGGUGUGGGGCUGCGUAUGUGUGCUCUAUUGUAAACAAGAAAAUUGACUGCCGUUGGUGACCUGAAAGCUUGGAAACACUCUUUCGAAUUCCCCGAAAUGCAAUGCACUGCCCUAAAUGCACUGGAGAUUCUCUAAACAGAAGGUGACCCUAAGUGAAAACCUUGUGAUAUUUCUGUUUUCUCAUUUUCAAAAGAACACUAUCAAGGAUAAAGUAUAACACGCUCUCUAAGUAUUAAACCAAUUUCUCGACGGCGAGUGCGGUGUUCAACCCAAUGGACAGACAGUUAAACGAUCCUCGAGUCCCUGGAUAGCAUUUCUCCAUACAACUGAUUUGAUAUUCGUGUGCACUGGAACUUUGAUCUCUCGCAGAUUAAACGGAUUUCUUUUUAGAUCUGAUACUGACUGCUGCGCAUUGCAUAACGUCCAACACGCAACUAGUAGCUCGGCUUGGGGAGUUUAUGGGAACCCUGGAGGAAAACCCUUUGCCAGUGUUGCAUGAUGUAAGGGAAUGCAGCAAGCAUCCUUAUUUCGAUAUGAUAACUCAUGCGAAUGAUAUAGCUGUUCUGGAGCUUGCUACAAAAGUUGUUUACACAGACAACAUCAGGCCAAUCUGCAUUGUGUGGGAUCGUUCGUGGAAACGCCAUAUGGAUAGCAUUCAAAUACUAAGUGGCCCUGUUCGGGGCAAGCCAGAGAACGACAAUGACGGUGGCAGCAGAAUCUUGGACAUCCGACGCCAGCCACCAGAAAUGUGCCACAACUAUAUGGGCACCUUCAGGGAGAAUAUAUCAAGCAGUGUGAUCUGUGCUGGGGACUCGAACAGUAAUCUAUGCAACGCGGACUUCAGCAGUCCUCUGGGCGCCAUGGUGCUUCAUAAGAAGUUACAGAGAUUCGUCCAGAUCGGCAUCGCCACAUCGAACCAGAGGUGCAACAUGCCCAGUAUCUACACGAAUGUCCUAAGCCACAUCGAGUUUAUCCUGCGAGCAUGGCGGCAUUAUAGCAAAGGUAAUAGUUCCUCGGGAGCAAGUUCACCUACAAAGUCACCGACAAAGUCACCAACAAAGUCACCAACAAAGUCACCAACAAAGUCACCAACAAAGUCACCAACAAAGUCACCAACAAAGUCACCAACAAAGUCACCAACAAAGUCACCAACAAAGUCAUAAACAAACACACCUAUGAAAUCAACGAAAA